GCAAUAAGAACCUGAAUUAUUCAACUCGUCGUUUGCUACGUUCGCAAGUACAAUGUUCUUCGCUAGCUUGUAUUGAAAGGAAGAGCCCGGUAAACACAUGUACAAUUGCGAAAUAGGUGGACCAAUGAGUUUACCUCCGUCGAUCUCAGUUCCGCCUACGCCGCAGAGUGAAUUUUUUUUGGUGGGGUGUGGGGAGGAUCGGACCAUUUCCUAUCAGCUUUGCUGGAUCCAUUCCACUGUUCUGCGCUUCAAUGAUUCAUUGCCCAUUGGGCGUACUUGGGCGACGCCGGGUAAUGUUCUGGCAGGCUGUCCAGCCACUCCUGAUGUUUGGGACACUUCGGAAGCGAAGGCGCGCAAUCGGAUCCACAAUCCUGGCAAAAGGCCACUUCGUUAGAAAAAAAAAACAGGAAACCUCUACAUCGCGAAUGGCGCGGUGGAUGCUUACUGUCAAGACGUUGUAUUGUGAGGGCGGUGCAGACGUCGGUUUGGUCACCGACUUGGGAUUCGAAGCUGCCGAGUUCAUGUUUGACGACGGGAUCUGUGGACCAAAGUGGGUGGUUGACGCUUCAGGGAACCGAGACGAUGCUUUUGCUGCUAUCAAGAAUGGCCGUUUUACCUACACGUGUCCACGUGGUUUUAUAGUCGGUAGGGUAACUGUGCGGAAAAGUUGAUCCGGCUUUGAGGCCGUAUGGUUCGAUU
Verruconis gallopava is the source of this 699-nucleotide messenger RNA. RefSeq lists its product as uncharacterized. The coding region runs from base 252 to 671 and encodes 139 amino acids. The record is from RefSeq and is a predicted model, not a curated record. Lineage: Eukaryota; Fungi; Ascomycota; Dothideomycetes; Venturiales; Sympoventuriaceae. The transcript has a single exon.